Molecule: messenger RNA, 1129 nt
Organism: Aspergillus sclerotioniger CBS 115572
Lineage: Eukaryota; Fungi; Ascomycota; Eurotiomycetes; Eurotiales; Aspergillaceae
Exons: 3
Coding region: 474-1013 (179 amino acids)
Source: RefSeq, a predicted model, not a curated record
UUCUUUGUUUAUUACUCCGUACCUUGUUUCAUAUUCUCCAAUCCUUCAUAAGCUGUCCGGUCGAGACAAAUCGUGUUGAGCACCGACCGCAGGGCAUCGAUCGAUCAGCCCAAGCAUCAUUGCGGUCAGGAACAUCAAUGCGCUGGCAUUGUCGCAAGCCCCUCUAACAAGUCAGGCGAAAGUGACGCUUCUGCCUGAUGGGAUGCCUUUAUACCAUACAUACCCAUACCCCAUACUCGAUCCUAUCUACUUCUCUUAUCUACUAUUACUACAACUCUACGGAGUACCUACCCUAUCUCGAUUGAUCGAUAGAUCGACUCUAUACUAACCACACACCAAUCGUUAUAUACCCCAUCACCACUACUACCACCACUACCACCCAUUACUACAUUUAUACAUAACUAUACUAUCAACACCACACUACCAACCCUACCCUACCCCAACCAAAAACAAAGAGAAAAAACAAAAGAGAAAUGGCCGUCCGAAUCUACCACCGCCGUCGCCGCUACCACUGGCCCGAACUGCAACUCAACGUCUGGAUCCUAGUGGUUCUCUCUUCCUCAGCAAUCUGUCUGGGAAUAUUCUCCUGGUUUAUGAGUGUUCAGAAUGAAUUGCAACUUGAAGUUCCUUGGCUCUUCCCAUACAUGAUAACCUCCGGCGCACUAGGAAUCUUCUUCGUGAUUCUCAUCCUCGUUCUAGCAGCCCAACGCUUCCUCCUCCCCGGCAUUAUCAUCGUGGGCGGAUUCAUUCUCUUCGUGCUAUGGUUAACAGGUCUCGUGGAGACCUCGCUUCAAUUAUACGGGGUUUUAUCCAAUGUGAAUGAUAAUUGUCGGAUUUAUGUCACGGAUAGUCCCCAUCCGGUUGGGGAUGGGUGGAGGACCUUGGCGUGGAUUACGGAGGAUACGAUUUGUAAUUGUUGGAAAACGGCGUUUGCGUUUGAAUUGGUAAAUACCAUCUUUUAUGUUUGGAUGAUUAUUAUGUCGUGGCAGGUGAAUCGGGAUUUGUAUCGGUGAGGUUACUUACUAUUUGGUGGGUUUUGUUCUUUUUUUUUUUGGAGAGGGGGUGGAUAGGAUGUAUUAUGAAUGGAUGAAUCUGUAUGAUUGACGCAUCAGUACUUAUGGUUACUAUG